Molecule: messenger RNA, 885 nt
Organism: Micromonas pusilla CCMP1545
Lineage: Eukaryota; Viridiplantae; Chlorophyta; Mamiellophyceae; Mamiellales; Mamiellaceae
Exons: 1
Coding region: 1-885 (294 amino acids)
Biological process (GO): nuclear DNA replication; mitotic DNA replication checkpoint signaling; mitotic DNA damage checkpoint signaling
Cellular component (GO): nucleus; spliceosomal complex
Molecular function (GO): zinc ion binding; nucleic acid binding
Source: RefSeq, a predicted model, not a curated record
AUGGACAACAAGCGAAGAAUCGCGCAGACGCUGUUCCGGCAGAAGGCGGCCGAGCGCGGGAGCGCGGCCGCGGCUCGCCCCGCGAAGCGCGCGCGCGCGGACGCGCCCGUCGCGGCCGCGGCGGCGUCCUCCGCGAUGGCGCCCCCGCCCGCGCGCGCGGCCGCGGCCGGGGGCCCGCCCGCGGGGUUCUUCGACGGCGACGCGCCCGCGGCGGCGGCUCCGAAAGCGCCCCCGCCGGGCUUCUUCGACGACGCCGCCGCCGCCGCCGCCGCGUCGCCGGCGUCGGCGAAGCGACCGUCGAUCCCGCCGCCGUCCGUCGCGGAUCACGACGCGGAGACGACGAAGCGCGCGGUCCUCGACCUCUCGCGCGACGGCCUGGACGGCGACGUCGACGUCAAAGCCGCCUAUAACGCGGAGCUCGCCGCGGAGGAAGCCGCGAUGAAAGCGGCGGCGGCGGCGACGGACGAGAAGACGAAGACGCCGGGGGCCGGGGCGGUGCCGCGAGGGUUCUUCGACGACGCGGCGAAGGACGCGAGGGCGCGCGGGGAGGCGCGGGGGAAGAAAAAAACCGCGGAGGAGACGAUGGCGGAGUUCGAAGCCUCCGUCGCGGAGGACGUGGACGAGGUGGACGACAGAGAGGCGGAGGAGGCGGAGGAGGCCGCGAUCGAGCGCGCGAGGGAGGAGGCGAUGUUGUACAAGGAGAAGCUGGACGAACUCGAUCGGUUGCGGGAGGCGGCGGAGGCGGCGAAAAAGCAGAGGGAGGAAAACGCGGCGGCGGCGGCGGCGGCGGCGGCGGCGAAGGGCGACGCGUCCGAUUCCGACUCGGACCUGAGCGACGUCGACCCGAUGGAGCUGCUGGAUUGGAAGCGGAAGUCGAUAAUGUAG